GGAAGGACUCAAACAAGGGGCAGGAAUCAGGGAUUCUAAAAGAUCCAGAGGAAACUUCUCAAUGGAUGUUGAAAGCCACAAGGCAGGUAAGAAAGGCUGUCUGGAGGUGAUAGUGCCCAUAUCAGAAUGUCAGAUGCAGUUGAGAAGAAUGUCCAGUGGCCUGGAGGACAGAUGAGGAUGUUGGAGCAGGACAGAAGACAAUCUGCUAAAGGUUCAGCUCAGCCUCAAAUUCAGAAAGUUGACUCAGUAGACGCUACUAAUUGCAACAAAAGCAUUCUCAUCCCAUGCUUCGCUUUAUAUUCAGACAUAGAGCAUAUUAAAGAAGCACAAGUAAAGUGGUCGUUAAACGAUAAACUCAUUUUACACUUUAUAGGAGCUGAAAUGGAGAGCAAGGUAGACCCUAAAUUUUCAAGUGCAAAAGUUUAUCCCGAACAAAUAAUAAAUGGAAAUUACUCUUUGGAGAUGGCUACGAAGGAUGCUGCUGAAGGAACCUACACAUGUGAAAUACAAGAAUUUUAUGGAAGUGAUGCAUCAAUGGUACAACUAAAACUAAAACAGCUUCCAUGGUUUAAGCAUGAAGAAUAUAAUCUCAUCACUAGUUUCUCAAUUUUGAACAUCCUUCUGUUCUGGGGACAGUUUAUUCUUUUAAAUUAAUUCUUUUUGGACUUCUACAGUCACAUUAGUAAUAUGAAUGAGAAAUUUAUCAUUGGAAGCUAUAAUGAAGAUGUAAUUCUCUCACGCUUGUUUGAGAAUAAGUCAAAAAUCAUUAAUCAAAAUUAAUUCACUGGAAAAAUCAAGAUAACUUCACUGUUCACUAUUACUACAAAGGCAAUGACCAUUGAAAAAAAGAUCUAAAAUGUGCAAACAGGACAUGCUUCUCCCAUUGUGAGAUUCAUAAUGGAAUGCCUCUUUUUCAGAAGAUUAUAUUUUCCUUCUGGAUGAAAGAAUUUAUGCCUAUGUGGAAAAUGCUGAAAAGAUCACCAAGUAUCAUAAAGACUGGAAGUAGAGCUUUCCUGAUACCUAUGAUAAAGUCUGAAAAGAGGAACAUGAACAGCUUCCUGGUAUGCAGUGUAUUCAGUGUUUAUCCUCCUUCAUGUAUCACAUGGAAAAUGGAUGAUGCAUCUGCCUCUGAAAGCAAUAUGAAAGAAAUUGGGCAUUUGGGUUCUUUUUAUAUUAUGAGUGCAUUCUAUAUCACAGGAUCAAAUUCAUCUUAUGAAUAUACUAUUGUUUGCUGAAGCAAACAUGGAUGGGGCUACAGACACUGGAAGGUAUUGUGGGUUGAAUGAAAGCAUCUAUGAAACGGAAUGUAGCAAAUCUGUCCAUGAAUAAUGCUGUAUUUGUCAAUGGUUCAUCCUCCAGAUAGGAUUUUCUGCCUGCAUUGCACUUCAGUGUGAAAGAUCAGAGAAGAAAGAAAUGCUUGUCCUUUUGUAAGUCACAACUUCCAAUUCUUCCCACUGUACCAACUAAAAAGUUAAUAAACAAAAAACUACUA
Ictidomys tridecemlineatus (thirteen-lined ground squirrel) is the source of this 1492-nucleotide messenger RNA. The record is from RefSeq and is a predicted model, not a curated record. Lineage: Eukaryota; Metazoa; Chordata; Mammalia; Rodentia; Sciuridae.